Frankliniella occidentalis (western flower thrips) is the source of this 3591-nucleotide messenger RNA. It is a transcript of the gene Aasdh, whose product is annotated as beta-alanine-activating enzyme. The record is from RefSeq and is a predicted model, not a curated record. Lineage: Eukaryota; Metazoa; Arthropoda; Insecta; Thysanoptera; Thripidae. Gene Ontology annotation, biological process: amino acid activation for nonribosomal peptide biosynthetic process. Bases 225 to 3299 code for a protein of 1024 amino acids. The transcript is spliced from 11 exons. Gene Ontology annotation, molecular function: protein binding.
ACCAAGCAGACGACGACGUCGGCACUUGCAAUCUUUUAUAUAGUUAUGUGUCUCGAGCUGUUCACUUUACUUUAAAUUGUUUGUGGAAAAAUGGUGCAGCCUUACGCUGUUUGGCGUGACGCUGCAGGCCUCUUUCGCUUUGUGUCUGUAUUUGCGGAUAGGUUCCCGUAACCCCGUGGGCCUGCAAGAAAACAAAGUUGGGAGUUCAGUGCAAUUUCUGAAGUAUGGAGCCUGAGACGUUGGACGGAUUAUUCCUGAGGUCUUUAGGUGAACACCCUGACAAAGUUGCAGUCAUAGAAGACUCUGGAUCUUCAACAAGAUGUGACAUGACUUAUAAGGACCUGUGGGAUACCAGUUGCAUUGUGUCGGAAACACUUGACCAAUUUUCCAAAAACCAUCCUCUUCGCACUCAGUUCAUUGGAGUUUGCAUGGAGCAGUGUCUCAUCUACCCUGCCGUGAUCAUAGGCAUUUUAAGUCGAGGAUUUGGGUUUGCGUGUAUUGAUCCGUCAUGGCCUUCUGAUAAACAAAUUGAUUACUUGAGAAAGCUUAGGACACCUCUUCUCAUGCAUACCAGUGAGGAUCGCAGAUGUGAUUCUUCAGAAAAGCAAUGCCGAAUAAGAAUUAAGAAUACAUCAUUAUAUUUUGAAAAAUUGGAGAUAGAUGGGAAUUGUAGCAACUGCUUGCAUCCAAUGGCAUAUGCAGUUCUAACGUCUGGCAGUACAGGCCAGCCAAAAAUUGUUCGUGUCCCUCACGCCAGUGUAGUUUCAAAUAUUGUUUCUCUAAUAAAGAUUUGUGAAGUCACCUCAAGAGACCUUAUCUUCCUAUCAUCACCACCUACAUUUGAUCCAAGUGUUGUAGACAUUUUCUUGGCAUUUGCCACUGGAGCCUCUCUUUUAGUGACAAACAAUGUUGUUAAGGCAUCAGCCAGUAACUUACUUAAUGUUUUAUUUCCUCCACAAUCCGCUCUUGGAGUUACUGUUUUACAAAUGACACCAUCAGUAUUCAAUCGAUGGUCGGAGACAGAACUAAAAGAAAUUGUUCUAGGACCAAGAACAUCAUUGAGAGCUCUUAUUCUUGGUGGAGAACCUUUUCCUUCUCAUUCAAAGGUCCUUAGAUGCACAGGUGCCGGCAAUGCUACCCGGAUUUAUAACAUCUAUGGCAUUACUGAAGUUUCACCAUGGGCGAGUAUUCAUCAAGUAAUACCUUCUGCUAAUCCUAAUGAUAGUUAUACUAUUUCAAAUGAAAGUUCCGUACCACUUGGAGAUCCUCUUGCUCACACCAUUCUACAAAUUCGUGACAGUGUCACUGGUUCUAUAAUUCUUGAUGGAUGUGGAGAAAUGUUUAUUGGUAGUUCCAAAAGAGUAUGUGAAAUCGACAAUGAAAACUGUCUUGACUUUGCUCCCCCAGUUUUUCGAGGUACAGGUGACAUUGUUCAGACACAUUCUGAUGGAAGAAUAUACUAUGUUGGUAGAAAAGAUCUCAUUGUUAAAAGAUGGGGAUGUCGAAUUAAUCUGGAAAAUAUAGAGCGAAUAGCUCUAAGUCAUUCUUCUGUGAAGAGUGCAUGUUGUGUAUGGGAUGAAGUUAAUCACAAACUUUACUUACUCGUUGCGCUGAGAGAGGCUAUAUCAAAUUUAAUUCUCCGAAGACAUUUUCUGACAUCCACUCAGUCUGAAAGAGCUCACAUGCCAGAUGAAAUCCUGCAAGUUAAUGAUGUAUCACUUACUCAACAUGGCAAAAUCAACCGUCAUACAGUUUUAGAAAUCUUAGACAAGAAAGAAACUCCGCAAUUUCAGCUAUUUGUUGCAAAAAAGUUUUUAAAGUUGUGGUGUGAAGUGCUUGGGUUGCAAACUUCACAAGAAGGUUCCUUCAUUCAUUUUGGUGGAAAUUCUCUGUUGGCUAUGAUAUUAAUUACUGAACUAGAAAAUGAAUUUGGGGAUGUGCCGAAAGAGCUGUCUGGUUUACUCCUCUCUGGUAAAAGCUUACAAUUUAUAUGUGACCACCUAUGCCAAUUCUACCAAUCAAAGAACAGCAGUCUUGAGGCUUCAAAUCCUUCACUUUUGCCUUCUUCUCAUGAAGUAAUAGAAGGAAAACAAGAUGAAUGCAAAACGCCUCUGAAGCUUAAGCAGAACAAACUCAUCACCUUCAACCUUUCUGGCAAAUCAAGCAGCAGUGAUUUACCAUCCCUUACUGUAUCUCACAAAUGUUUAGAAAAUUUACAAAUGAAUUUAGUUUGGAAAGUGGAUUUAGGGAAAUGUAUUGAUGCAUCCCCAUUGUGUUUAGAAUUUGAAAGUGGAAUUGGUAUUGUGAUAGGCUCGCAUUCAGGAAAGUUCACCUACGUGGAUGGUACUACAGGGGAAGUUCGUUGGCUGCUUAAUUUACCUCAUCGAAUUGAAGCUUCAGCGUGUCCUUCCUUAUGUGGCCAAUACAUUUAUAUAGGAUGCCAUGAUGGUGCUUUGUACUGCAUUGCCACAUUUGAUGGUAGAGUUAAGUGGUCUUUCGUUACUGGUGGGAUUAUCAAAUGUCUUCCGGUUCUAUGCAAUCAAGGGAACAGCAUAAUUUUUGGAUCUUAUGACUCAAAAGUUUACUGCUUGAAUUCAGAAUCAGGAAAAUUGGAGUGGAGCACUAAAGAUGAUAUCAAAGGCAACUGGUUGGCCAGUCCACUAAUUCUUGGUGACAUAGCUAUUGUCUGCUCCUUGGCUGGUAGGGCUUAUGCUUUGAAGACAGCCAAUGGCAAUGUAAUGUGGACAGUUACAUUUCAUCAACCCAUAUUCUCCACACCUUGCCACCUGUCAACACCGUCCACGACUUUAGUUGUAAUUGCUGAAGUUAAAGGAGCUGUUAUUUGCUUAAAUGCUUUAAAUGGUGUACAGGUAUGGAGCUGGCAAGCUCCAGGUCUUAUAUAUGCUCCUCUAAUAAUUGUGCCUACAUCUUCACAAAAUGUUGACAUGCAAUACCAAAUCUUAGUGAGUUGUCACGACUGCUUCCUUUAUUGCUUGUCAGUUACUAUUAAAAACAAUGUGUUGGUUAAGUGGAAGGUUAAUUUAGGGGCUAGCAUUUUGUCAGCCCCUUUUCCUUUCUCAAUCAGAACAUCAGAUAAAUCCGAUAAACUGUGCUGUGUUGUCAGUAAUAAAGCUGGUGGCGUGGCAGUUGUUGGACUUCAGGAUGGGAGUAUCUUUGGUAAAUUUCAUGCAGAAUCUGAAGUUUUCUCUUCGCCAGUAGUAUGUAAAGACUAUGUGUACUUUGGAUGCAGAGAUAACUUUGUAUACUGUCUAAGAAUUCAAUCUACAAAAUUUAACUAGUUGUAUGUUUCUGAAGUAUUUUAAUGAGCCAUAUUUGAAGAGCUUACAUGCAAUAGACCCUUGAUAGAUAUUCCUUUAAAAAUAAUUAAGAAAAAGAAACACAGCCAAGCAUUAGGAGGUAAAGAGGGGAAAGAUUUUUUUUAUAACAUGAAAUGUUUCAGUAUUAUAGAAACUUAAAAAAUCAAGUUAACAAGCCAAAUUUGUUUUAAAAUAUUGUCUUCAUGGUGUCUAUGGUCACUGUAAUGAUUGUCAUUCACUGACAGCUGAAGUACAGUUGUAUGCCAGAAUUGAA